CCUUCGCCUGCACCUCGCUUCUUCCUCUCCAACUCCAUCAAUGGCCGUUCCACAUUCUCCCUCCCCGCUCCCUGUUUCUCCUCCCCGAUUGAAUCUCUCAACCAAACCCGGGUCUAAACUCUGCUGCUGUUCUUCCUCAGAUCCGCCUCCGCAAUCCCAUGGAGAAUCUCAUUUCCUUGGUCAACAAACUCCAGCGAGCUUGCACUGCUCUUGGCGACCAUGGCGAAGAGAGCGCUUUGCCCACUCUCUGGGACUCCCUCCCCGCCAUUGCCGUCGUCGGAGGCCAGAGCUCUGGCAAGUCAUCGGUUCUGGAGAGCAUUGUUGGAAAAGACUUUUUACCUCGUGGAGCUGGGAUUGUCACCCGUCGCCCUCUUGUUUUGCAGCUUCAUAGGAUUGACGAUGGAAAAGAAUAUGGAGAGUUCAUGCAUCUCCCUAGGAAGAAAUUUACCGAUUUCGCUGCCGUGAGGCAGGAAAUAUCAGAUGAAACUGAUAGAGAAACAGGACGCUCCAAACAAAUUUCAAGUGUUCCAAUCCAUCUCAGUAUCUAUUCCCCUAAUGUUGUUAACCUGACACUAAUUGAUCUUCCUGGGCUGACAAAAGUAGCUGUUGACGGCCAGUCUGAAAGCAUUGUUCAAGAUAUCGAGAACAUGGUCCGAUCCUUUAUUGAAAAGCCUAAUUGCAUCAUUCUGGCCAUUUCUCCAGCCAACCAGGAUCUUGCAACAUCUGAUGCAAUUAAAAUCUCUCGUGAAGUAGAUCCUAAAGGUGAGAGGACAUUUGGAGUUCUGACAAAAAUCGAUCUUAUGGACCAAGGAACUAAUGCAGUUGAUAUCCUGGAAGGAAAAUCGUAUAAACUGCAGUUUCCUUGGAUUGGUGUUGUUAAUCGUUCACAAGCUGAUAUAAAUAAAAGCGUUGAUAUGAUUGCAGCUCGUCGUAGAGAGCGUGAAUAUUUUGCUACUAGUCCAGAGUACAAGCACAUGGCUAGUAGGAUGGGUUCUGAACAUUUAGGGAAGAUGCUUUCAAAGCAUCUGGAAACUGUCAUCAAGUCUAGAAUUCCAGGCCUUCAGUCUCUUAUCAACAAAACGAUUGCAGAAUUGGAGGCAGAAUUGAGCCGUCUUGGAAAACCUAUUGCUACUGAUACCGGAGGAAAAUUAUAUAUGAUCAUGGAAAUUUGUCGCACUUUUGAUCAGAUAUUUAAAGAACAUCUAGAUGGCGUACGAUCAGGUGGAGACAAAAUCUAUGCUGUGUUUGACAAUCAAUUCCCAGCUGCUUUAAAGAGACUGCAAUUUGACAAGCAUCUUUCCAUGGAAAAUGUUCGAAAGAUAAUAACAGAAGCAGAUGGAUACCAACCUCAUUUAAUUGCACCGGAGCAAGGGUAUCGCCGGCUUGUUGAAUCUUCCUUGGUAACCAUUAGAGGUCCUGCUGAGGCAGCUGUGGAUGCGGUUUUUUCUCUUCUCAAAGAGUUAGUUCAGAAGUCAAUCAGUGAGACUAUGGAAUUAAAGCAAUAUCCUACUUUGAGAGUGGAGGUUUCAAAGGCAGCUAUCGACUCAUUAGAGAGGAUGAAGGAAGAAAGCAAGAGGGCCACCUUACAGCUAGUGGAUAUGGAAUGUGGUUACUUAACUGUCGAAUUUUUUCGCAAGCUUCCUCAAGAUGUUGAAAAGGGUGGAAAUCCAACACAUUCAAUUUUUGAUAGAUAUAAUGAUUCUUAUCUUCGGCGAGUUGGAUCCACGGUGUUGGCCUAUGUCAAUAUGGUUUGUGGGACUCUGAGGAAUUCAAUUCCAAAAUCAAUAGUAUAUUGUCAAGUUCGGGAGGCCAAACGCAGUUUGCUCGAUCAUUUCUUCGCAGAAUUGGGUACAAAGGAGUCUAGACAAUUAGGAAAAAUGUUGGACGAGGAUCCCGCCAUCAUGCAACGCCGAACCUCAAUCGCGAAAAGGUUGGAGUUGUAUAGAAGUGCCCAAACCGAGAUUGAUGCAGUUGCUUGGGCUAAGUAGAGAGAGACUCAAUCUAACUCUAUUACUUGAAUGCUUUUUCUUAAUAAUUAAAAUCAUUGAGGCAAAAAUCUCAAUUCCCUUGCCUUCCAAAACCUCGGAACUUGAUAAAUUUGGUUUUGGUGAUAAGCUGGUACAAGCUGAAUCCCUUCAAUUUUGUUGGCAAAAGAGAGAACAAUUUAUGUCUCAUCUGUGACAAGCUUGAGAUUACACUUCUAUAAUUUUUCAAUUUCCUCAUGUAGUUAAAAUUUUUCUUAGUUGUUAUAAGCACUUGUCAUUGAAUUCAUUUGUUCAU
Messenger RNA from Momordica charantia (bitter melon), 2280 nucleotides. It is a transcript of the gene DL1B, whose product is annotated as DYNAMIN-like 1B. Gene Ontology annotation, cellular component: cytoplasm; microtubule; membrane. The record is from RefSeq and is a predicted model, not a curated record. Gene Ontology annotation, molecular function: GTP binding; GTPase activity; microtubule binding. NCBI's taxonomy places the organism in Eukaryota, Viridiplantae, Streptophyta, Magnoliopsida, Cucurbitales, Cucurbitaceae.